Messenger RNA from Glossina fuscipes, 3756 nucleotides. Its product is annotated as probable ATP-dependent RNA helicase DHX34. The record is from RefSeq and is a predicted model, not a curated record. The coding region runs from base 238 to 3660 and encodes 1140 amino acids. Gene Ontology annotation, biological process: nuclear-transcribed mRNA catabolic process, nonsense-mediated decay. The transcript is spliced from 13 exons. Gene Ontology annotation, molecular function: ATP binding; RNA binding. Gene Ontology annotation, cellular component: intracellular anatomical structure. Lineage: Eukaryota; Metazoa; Arthropoda; Insecta; Diptera; Glossinidae.
UUCAAACUUGUCAGAUUGCUGGCGCUUACGUAUUUUAUAUAAAAUAUCGAAAUUUUAUUCAAUAUAUUUAACGGGAAUUCACUCAACACAAAAAAAGAGCAAUUUUCAAAUUGUUAAUAAAGUAGCCAUUGAUAUUUAAUCCGAACGUGCGUAUUUCAGCGAUUUAUUUUUUUUGUUCACACAAUUGCGUCCUUUAUAUAUAAAUAAACAAAUACUUGCUUUUCGAAUAAACGAGACAUGGAAAAGCCCGAAAGUAGACAUGUUAACCGCAACCGAAAACCGCCUAUCGAAACAACAAAUCUUAUUGAUUUUUCCUUUUGCGAUCAUAAAUCAAUAUUUGAAAUUUUGAUAUAUCAUGAUGAUCAUUAUUGUAACAUCAUAGACGAUAAAGCUGACUUUUGGAAAUUUGUUAAUAAAUAUGAGAAUAUGUUAAAAAAUAUUUGUCAGCCUAUAUUGAAAAAUCCUUUAGAGGAUGCUGAAUAUGUUGAAAUAGCACCGUAUCACAAACUAAAAUGCAUACUCAUCAAGUUGCAAGAAGAACCAAAACAAAAAACUCCUAUAGCCAAUGCAUCGCUAACGCCCCUAAGGAUAAAACAAUUUCAAGAGAUUGUUUUAAUUUAUUUGGAUUUUAAACAAAAGGAAAAAUUUAGUAAAAUAAAAAAAUUAAGAAAAACUCAAGUAUCAUUGCCUAUCUGGAAAUUUAAAGAAUCCUUCCAGAAUGCUUUGGAAAAAACACGGGUUUUAAUUUUAGCCGGUGAUACGGGUUGCGGUAAAUCGACUCAAGUUCCUCAAUAUCUAUAUGAAUUCGGUUAUCGCAGCAUCGCUUGCACGCAACCCCGUCGUUUGGCUUGUGUUAGCUUGUCGAAACGCGUGGCCCAUGAAAUGCUAGAUGAUUACGGCUCUAAAGUAGGAUUCCAAAUACGUUUUGAGAAAAAUAAAAAUGCAUAUACAAAUAUUCUAUUUAUAACUGAGGGUCUUUUAUUGCGCCAGUUGGCGAUAGAAGCUAAUCUGGAUCAAUACGAUGUUCUGAUACUCGAUGAAAUUCACGAACGUAAUUUAUUCGGUGAUUUCUUGCUAGGCGUAACAAAGUGUUUAUUGCGAGCUAAGCCUAAACUCAAACUUGUACUUAUGUCGGCCACCAUUAACGUUGAUUUAUUCCACAAUUAUUUCAAAGAUGGCGGGGCUCAAUUAUUGAAAGUGCCUGGUCGUCUGCAUCCAAUAAAAACUGUGUAUAUGCCGCCAGCAGCAUUAAAUUUGCAGGGAACAUCGUCUCGGUCACAGCAAUCAUUAGGACGUUUAGAUCCCGCCCCUUUUGUACAAGUAUUAAAUUUGAUAGAUCAGAAAUAUUCUUCCAAUGAACGGGGAGAUGUUUUAAUAUUUGUAAGCGGUGUUAAUGAGAUAACUACAGCCUGUGAUGCGAUCAAAGAAUAUGCCGAACAGCAACCACAUUGGAUUCUACUACCAUUGCAUAGUAGUUUAUCUUUGGUGGAACAGGAUAAGGUAUUCGAUUAUGCACCUGAGGGCAUGCGUAAAUGCAUUAUUUCAACCAACAUUGCUGAGACUUCGUUAACUGUUGAUGGUAUACGAUUCGUAAUUGAUUCCGGCAAAGUUAAAGAAAUGAGUUAUGAUUCGUCUUGCAAAGGGCAACGUCUUAAAGAAUUCUGGGUUUCGAAAUCAUCAGCUGAACAAAGGAAAGGUCGUGCUGGUCGCACGGGGCCAGGGACCUGCUUCCGUUUAUAUUCGGAGAAACAAUACAAUGCCUUUGAAGCUUAUCCCACGCCAGAGAUAUGUCGUGUACCCCUUGACACUAUACUUUUACAAAUGAUUGCUAUGGGCUUACCAAAUGUAAGACAAUUUCCAUUUAUUGAGUCACCAGAUGAAAAUUAUAUUGAGCAGACUAUACUGAAUUUAAAACAACAUAAUGCUUUAAGUCCAGAUGAAAAAAUUACUUCCUUAGGAAAAUCUUUAUCAAAUCUUCCAGUGGAUAUUUCCAUUGGUAAGAUGCUUCUAUUGGGUUGUGUAUUUCCGGAUAUAGAAAAAAUUUUAACAUUAGCUGCUGUUAUGAGUGUUCAAAAUCCAUUUACAACUCGCGCCUACACGGAUCCAAAAUGUGAACAAGCACGUUCUGAGUUUGAAACCGAUCAAGGCGACGUAUUUGUGCUUCUGAAAGCCUAUCAUGAAUGGUUAGGAUUAAAAUGGAAUAGUGAAAAUACCCGUAAAUGGUGUUACAAAUUAGGUAUCGAAGAACAAAGGUUUUACGAAAUAACUAAACUUCGUAAUCAAUUUCAAAAUAUUUUAGAAAGUUGUAAUAUGACGGCGACGAAAACUACGGAUGUUUUGCUCUCCAGUUCCGACCGAGCACGUCGUCAUGGCGAAGUACGUAUGUUAAAAGCUAUAAAACGUAAACAAAAGUACCAGGAGCCACGGAAACGUAAAAUACUUAAACAACGCAGUGGAUAUGGCACAAAUGAAGAAGACUUGGAAAACGAAGACGAUGAUAUACGUGAUGUUGAUUUUCGUUUAUAUAACAAUUCAGCUAAAUUAGAGAUCCUUUUAAAAUCAUCCAAGGCAGACAAAUUACAUGAUGUGUUAUUAUUGAAGUUAAUCAUAGUAAGCGGAUUCUAUCCGCAAAUAGCCAUAGCAGAUGAUUUCAACUAUUGCAAAGGGGGCGCCCAACAAUUUUUUCAUACAUAUCUUAAACCAUUUUUAUCUAUACAUCCUAAUAGCUAUCUGGCUAAAUAUUUUGAUAUACUUAAAUUAAAUGAUGCCGAUAUAUUGGAAAAACCUUCGUAUUAUACGCCUAAACAGAUAUUAAGUCAAGCGCAUCAAGUGAUCUGUUACCAGAACCUCCUGGAGACCGCUAAACCUUAUUUAAUGAAUUGCACACGAAUGCCAGCCGCCCAAACCUUACUAUUGUUUUCUUAUAGUAUCGAUACCAAUUCUUCCAUUACACGUGUGGUUUGCGAUUCGUGGUUGUGCUUAGAAUUUCCCACACCCGAAACUGGUUGUGAGUUAUUGCGUAGAGCCAUUAAAUUAAGACGUUUGUGGAACCAAUUAUUAAUGCAAAAAUUGGCAGAUCUUGAUCUUCAAAUUGAAAAACAAAAUACUGAUAAAACAGCUAAUCAGUGCAAUGGAACGGAAGAAAGGGACUUAUGGCAUGAUUUAGUGGAUUUUUUGAGUAUUCCUGCGGCGUAUUCUAUUAAACGGUUACUACCGGCCGAUCAGAAAACGUUAUAUACUCAUCGUCCAUUGGGGAUUAAAGAUAAGUUUAAAAGAAAUCCAUUUGCUAAAGAUUACGAAAUAAUACCCAAUGACGAGCGAGGAGGUUUAAAUAUCAGUGAGAAUGUAGUAUACGGUUGUCUUGAAGAACAACAGUGGUGCAUGAAUAUGGACUUAGAACUACGUCAACACAGUUGGUCUUGCAAGUAUUGCAACUUGUCUAUGGAAUAUGACAUCAUUGAGAAGUUAUUACACAAAACAAACUGUAAGAAGCGUUUAAAAGUUGAAAAGGAGGAACAUUCUACAAAAAUGCAGGACAAUUUCAUGAAUUUGAUGACGCAAAAUAAAAACAAAAUAUCAUUUAAAUGUUCGACAUGUGACAAACAGUUCAUCUUAAGUCAAAUUGAGAUCUUAAAACAUAAAAAAAGUCAUCAUAUAUAAUAUAAUGGGAAAUGAUUCGAAAUACGCAAUUCAUAUAUUCAAUAAUUUUUUUAAACUUGUAAAUUAGUUUAAAAUAUGUUCAAUAAAAAUUUGUUC